AUGACGACCUACGCUCGUCCUCAACACCGCGAUGAUUUCGAAAUCGCGGUGGUCUGCGCGCUUCCCCUGGAAAGUGACGCAGUUUCCCUGAUCUUCGACGAAUUCUGGGGCGGUGAAGGCGGACAUGGACUCGGCCGGGCAGCUGGGGAUCAGAACAGCUACACGACCGGCCGCAUAGGUAACCACAACGUUGUUUUGGUCCAUCUUCCCAACAUGGGAAAGGUCUCUACCGCCGCAGCGGCUGCUGGACUUCGGUCAAGCUACACAAGGAUCAAGCUCGCAGUCUUGACUGGAAUUUGCGGCGGAGUUCCUCGCCCUGAAGGAGAGAAAGAGAUCUUCCUGGGAGACGUCAUUAUCAGCCAGGCUGUUGUUCAGUAUGAUCUCGGAAGACAAUAUCCUGAUAAGUUCAUUCGGAAGGAUACGACUAGCGACAAUCUCGGUCGCCCCAACCAAGACAUUCGGUCCCUCCUCGCCAGUGUUCAGGGAACAUUUGGUCUUGAUCGUCUUCGGCAACAAAUGCUACGGACUUUGGAUCAAGUCCAGCAGAAUGCAACCGGCCGGCAAACUUGUUACAUCCGCCCACCUCCCACUGAAGACAUUCUCUUCGAGCCGGCCUAUCUCCAUCGUCACCACGACCAGUCCUACUGUGGAUGUCACGACAAUGCAGCCUGCGAUAAGGCCAUGAACGCAUCCUGCUUGGACCUUCGGUGUGCCGAGAACAGCGUCUUGCGAACAGGACAGCCAGGCUCUUCAAGGUCGCAGGACCCUCGUAUCUUCAUUGGACAAGUCGCUUCAGGAGACACGGUCAUGAAGUCCGGAGAGCGUCGCGAUAGCAUCGCACGAGAGCACAACGUGGUUGCUUUCGAGAUGGAAGGCGCCGGCGUCUGGGACCAAUUUCCAUGUCUGGUCGUCAAAGGAGUAUGCGACUACGCAGAUAGUCACAAGAACAAAGUGUGGCAACCCUACGCCGCGGCCGUGGCGGCGGCUGCAACCAAGGCUCUUCUUGGGCUCUACCCUCGAACUGACAACCCGACGCAACGCUCUGCCGCCGGAGACAAUCGACCGCCCCUCAUUACAAACAAUUUCAACAGUAAUGGAACCGGGUCUCAAUACAAUAACACCGGCAGCGGUCCUCAGUACAACAACACUGGAGGUGGGAACCAAUUCAACGGGACCAACAUGACCUUUGGCAACUUUACCAGGUAG
Colletotrichum siamense is the source of this 1206-nucleotide messenger RNA. RefSeq lists its product as uncharacterized. The record is from RefSeq and is a predicted model, not a curated record. NCBI's taxonomy places the organism in Eukaryota, Fungi, Ascomycota, Sordariomycetes, Glomerellales, Glomerellaceae. Gene Ontology annotation, molecular function: catalytic activity. Gene Ontology annotation, biological process: nucleoside metabolic process. Bases 1 to 1206 code for a protein of 401 amino acids. The transcript has a single exon.